Etheostoma spectabile (orangethroat darter) is the source of this 3914-nucleotide messenger RNA. RefSeq names its product 5-hydroxytryptamine receptor 4. Gene Ontology annotation, cellular component: plasma membrane. The record is from RefSeq and is a predicted model, not a curated record. The transcript is spliced from 7 exons. Bases 232 to 1524 code for a protein of 430 amino acids. NCBI's taxonomy places the organism in Eukaryota, Metazoa, Chordata, Actinopteri, Perciformes, Percidae. Gene Ontology annotation, molecular function: G protein-coupled serotonin receptor activity. Gene Ontology annotation, biological process: adenylate cyclase-activating adrenergic receptor signaling pathway; chemical synaptic transmission; regulation of appetite.
GACUGUCGCCCAGUGUCACCCAUCUGCUGCUCGUGCAGAUCAUAACCUACUCCCCUAGACCGUGUCAGUUUUGCUUUUCUUUUCCUCUCUUCUUUCCGGCUGGAAUAUGAGAGCCACCCGCACGGUCCGGGGCGCGUGGAUCGGAGAGACGGACACGAGGAGCCCGGCACAGGACCAGAGCAUGGGGUGAUGAGGACUAUCCUCUGCUAACCUUAAUGCAGAUGACCAGUGAUGGCCACAGCAUCACCUCGACAUUUGUUGGAUGACCUAAGAAACACAGGACAACAACAACAACAACAACAACAGGAACAGCAGCAGGAAUUGCCGAUCUCGCUGGAGGCGAUUGUCCUCACAAUCUUUCUCUCCAUUAUUAUCAUAAUGACAGUGUUUGGCAACCUGCUAGUGAUGGUGGCACUCUGCAAGGACAGACAUCUACGACGGAAGAAAACAAACUACUUCAUUGUGUCGCUGGCGUUUGCUGACCUGCUGGUUGCGUUGUUGGUGAUGCCUUUCGCUGCGAUCGAGCUGACCACCGGCCAGUGGAGAUACGGAGAAAUCUUCUGCUUGGUCCGAACCUCCCUGGACGUCCUGUUGACUACAGCGUCCAUUCUGCACCUCUGUUGCAUUGCGCUGGACAGGUAUUACGCUAUCUGCUGCCAGCCGCUGGUCUACAGACACAAGAUGACCCCAGUCAGGGUGGCAGUGAUGCUCAGCGGCUGUUGGCUCAUCCCCACAUUAAUCUCCUUCCUACCAAUCAUGCAAAGCUGGAACGCCAUCGGCAUCGAGGACAUUAUUGAGGAGAGGCGAGCCUUGGCAGGAGGCUCCAACGACACAAGCUGUGUGUUUCUGGUCAACCGGCCCUACGCCCUGAUCUGCUCUGCUGUGGCCUUCUACGUCCCGCUGGCCCUCAUGGUCCUGGCCUACCAGCGGAUCUACGUCACCGCCAUGACCCACGUGCGGCAGAUCGAGACACUACAGCGGGCCGGCUCCGCUCCUGUCACCGGUACGGCUCCGCUGAUCAGCCUUAGGCCCUCCACUUCCUCAGAUCCAUCGGAGACCAAUCGUCUUAGGCCAACAACGAGCUUCUCCUUAGAGCACGCCCCCAUAGCAAAUAGCCGCAUGCGUGUUGAGACUAAAGCGGCAAAGACGCUGGCGAUUAUAAUGGGUUGUUUCUGCCUAUGCUGGGCGCCGUUCUUCAUCACUAACGUGGUGGACCCCUUCAUCCAUUACUCAGUCCCCUGGCAGCUGUGGACAGCCUGGCUGUGGCUCGGGUACAUUAAUUCAGGGUUGAAUCCCUUCCUGUACGCCUUUCUGAACCGGGCGUUUCGAAGGGCGUUUCUGGUGAUCCUCUGCUGUGGGGAUGAGCGUUACGCACGGCGGGGGAGCUGCUCCUAUAGACACACCCACAGAGCGUGCUCGGCUGCGUCCGUCAACGGCACGUCUACGGCACUAAGAUUGUCCUUCCUGCCCAACCGAAGCUACAGCGACAACGGGCAGACGAUACUGGCCAACGAGCAGUACUAGGACUCUUGGACAACUAUGAGGAUGUCCAUGACAGAGCUGCGACAUCAGCAGCCAAUACGAGGGCCCUUUGAGUUUGUUUCGAGACGAAGACUUCAUGGCCGCUUGGAUUUCUCUUUGUUAACUGACCUGUUUAUGGGAAGGUUGUCUCACCUGGAUAUUCACUUUUCGACCGAGCAUCAACAUAUGACUUUUGUUGGUGCUGUUCAGGGUCAGAGGCAUCAGACAAGUGCAGAAAGUCAGAUCUGACUCUUGGGGAACGAAUGAGGCAUACUGGUGCAGAACUAAAAUGCUAACAGUAGAGUACUUGCGUCCAUGGACUGAAACCCAUUGCCAAUGCGUUUCACUCCGUGAAGACCUGUUCUUCUCAGUCGAACAACUAGAUCACAGGAGGUGAAGAGUGAGUCCGCGGUCCGGUGCCACAGAUCUCAGAAAACUACAACAGACUACAAGCCAAACUCUGGCUAACAAGAGGGCUGGAGUAAGAGGCCUCUCAUGCUUUUAACCUCUAUGAUGACAUCCCAUCACAGUUAUAGCAGCGCUAACUGCCAGCUGGUCAAACAGGUGACUGCAGGUCUCCUUAAAGUUCAGUUUAUUGUACAGAAGUUUGUAUUCUUGUCUUUUACCAGCAUCGACAGCACUCGGAAACUGCUGAAUGUAAUGUCAAAAGUGGCCAUUUUUUAUUCUUACCCUUCAUUUUAUAUUUCAUUUUGAAAUAGCUGAUAACAAAACACGAAAGCCAGAGGGUGUAAAAUCAGAAAUAAAUAAAUAAAAUACAUUUUUUGAUGAAAUACAGCAUCAUAAAAACGGUUUGUUGACCAUUGUGAUGAAACACUUGCCUAAACCUUUCAUGGCACAUAAAAUAUAGUUGCACUUACCUCUGUGGGUUGGACGUUUCCGAUUGUUAGUGAAGCUCUACAUCGUUGCAGCAAGGUGGGAAGCUUAAUGGCCAUGUGUUGAAAUCACUCCUCCUGCAAGGGGAUACAUUUUGCGACAUAUGUAAGAAUUUACUCUUGACUCCUUUGCGAAUGAAUAACACAUGGUUUUAAAGCACUGACAGUGCAUAUGCAUCCAAACAGACACACUGCCACUCAUGUAUCACAAGUAAAAGUUUGAGGAAUCUUAAAAAAACUGUUUUGUCUGAUUAAACAUUUGUGAAAUGAGCAUUAUUUCUUUAAAUUUACGUAUCACUUCAUCAGAAUAUACAGCCACCCAUCUGAGUAUUUUGCACCAGGACUUGAGAACUACCUUUGCAAAGAUGCGCCUUUUGUCUCUCGCAUGCCAGUCAGAGCAGACUGGGCUUUUUGGGAGGGGGUUUACAGAGACAGGCGCUGAAACGGAGCACCUUAGACAGUGGUUGAUCACAGUUAUGUUAAGAUGUUUGUGUAUUUUCUGAACUUUUAAGCAUGUAAACAUGUUCUAGGACUAGUAGAAACCCUAACUACAAGUAUGAACCAAAAAAAGGAGAAUAAUAUGGGACCUUUAAAUGCAUAAUAAUGCAAUAAUAAAUAUGAAUAUUUUCCUCCUUAGACUUGAUAAGCAUAUUCAGGCAAAGGUGAAUAUUAAAGUCUGAUGUCACUCAAAUGACGUAUUAGAGACUCUGUCCAUGCGUUGAGUUGGCUGAUGGUUGGACUGUGUUUUAAAGUGCCAUUAAGUGAUUUUUUUUUACCACUAGAGAUCAAUAUUCACUCUUAAGGUUUGAUUUGGUCUCUUUUUUUUUUUUACCAGCCAUCCAUUUUGACUCCAUUUUCUCUCUCUCUGCCUUUUUGUGUUGGGCAUUAAGCAUAGUCUCAGCAUGUAUGAGCUAGUUUGCGUGCAUCAGCCUCCUACAAUACAUAGGAUGCCUGUGAGAGCCAGGGCUUGGAAAAAACUAAAUAAUUAAAAAAGGGGUUAAAAGCAAUUAUAUACAGCUGAAAUCAGUUAAGAGCUUCAAAGUCUGCAUUUUUUCCUCAGAGGGGUUGGCAGCACUAGUGACCCGUUCACAUUACUCUGAGCCAUUUCAGUUAAAGAUUAAGAAAGGCCUCUUACACAGGAUGUAAAUCUCUCAUUUGAUGUUUGAUGCUCGGUUUACAUAUCUGAACUCCAUCUGUCUCUCUCUGUCUGCCUAUCACAACACGCUCAGGAGAUCGACACACAGAGGUGUGAUACCAUCUCAGUCGCCCACAUUCUGUCAUCCUUCAAUUGCAACAGUCAUGCAUCUCCGCCUCAGAAAACAAAGGUUAACUCAUCAUCUGUCCUUUUUUAUUUUCAAUGCACAACCUUCAAGUUUAGCUACAACGAUGACGAGCUGAAUGAAUGUCUUGUUACAAUGUGACAACUUUUAAUAGUUCACUGUGCCCAGUAUUUCAUCUUUAUUGUGCACAACGGAGAUGACGAAUAAACGGAGAAUUUGA